Molecule: messenger RNA, 2809 nt
Organism: Aedes aegypti (yellow fever mosquito)
Lineage: Eukaryota; Metazoa; Arthropoda; Insecta; Diptera; Culicidae
Product: ribosome biogenesis protein BOP1 homolog
Exons: 6
Coding region: 121-2721 (866 amino acids)
Biological process (GO): maturation of LSU-rRNA from tricistronic rRNA transcript (SSU-rRNA, 5.8S rRNA, LSU-rRNA); ribosome biogenesis
Cellular component (GO): preribosome, large subunit precursor; PeBoW complex
Molecular function (GO): ribonucleoprotein complex binding; protein binding
Source: RefSeq, a predicted model, not a curated record
CUUCUUUCGUAAACAUAACACCACGCAUGGUUCUCUGUUCGUAUCCGCGCGCACGUGUGUUUCAGUUAGGAUUAAAAUUUAUUUGCUAAAAUUGUUUAAAAAACUGGUGUUUCUGGCAAAAUGGUAGCCAAUAAGCAUAAAGCUACCAAACGGAAGAUCCCCGAUGUGGAUGAUGCGGUGAAAGUCAGCACAGCCAACGGAAAACAGCAAACGAAACUGAAGGAACCGGUCGACGAUGAAAGUGCCAGCGAUUAUUAUGAAUCCGAUGAGGAGAAUCUUUUUGCGAAUAUCGAUAACGGAAACGACGAAGACAGCACGGAUUCCGAAGGCGAAGGUGAAGAAUCCGACGAUGAGGAAGUUCAGGAAUUUGAGAGUGCGGAUUCCGAUUUCGAAGACGAAUCAGGGAAAGAUGAUGAAGAAGAGGCGGAAGAUGAAGAAGAUGAUGCCGAUGAAGAGGAUGCUGAUUCUGCGGAUGAUGUGAACAGUGAUAGCUCUCCAGAACCAGAAGAGGAGGAAAGCGAUGAUGAGCUGGAAUUUGAGGAAGAUUUAGAAGAACCGGAGCAACCCAAGGCGAUUCAGAAAGUGAUUGUUGGGAGGCAAAAGAAGAGCGUUGAAGCAACUGCAGAAGAUGAGGACGAGGAAGAUGAUGAGGAAACACGGGACCUUUUGGAAGCGGCUCAGAAGGAAGAUGAGAAACUGGGAGAAAUCGAUGCAGCAUUAGGAAUUGCUCCCGCCAAAACGAGGGGUGUCGGAAUCUUUCCCCCGGAAGCCAAAUCCAGAUUCAAAGGUGGCAAGAAUCAGGAUGAAUACGCUGCGGGAGACACUUCCGACGAGGAAGACAUUAGGAACACGGUGGGAAACAUUCCCAUGCAUUGGUACGAUGAAUACAAGCACAUUGGAUAUGAUUGGGAGGGGAAUCGAUUGAUCAAACCUGCAAAAACGGAUGCCAUUGACGAUUUUCUCAAGAAGAUGGAAGAUCCCAACUUCUGGCGCACGGUUAAGGAUCCCCAGACUGGUCAGAAUGUGGUGUUGACGGAUGAAGACAUCGGAUUGAUCAAGAGAAUCAUGGCUGGCAAGAAUCCUGACGAGCAGUACAGCGAUUAUGAGCCGUGGAUCGAAUGGUUCACCUCGGAGGUGGAAAAGAUGCCAAUCCGUAACAUUCCGGAUCACAAGCGAUCUUUCUUGCCCAGUAAGUCAGAGAAGCAAAAGGUUGGUCGACUUGUUCACGCUCUGAAAAUGGGUUGGAUUAAAACUCGUGCUGAAACCGAAAGAUUAGCCGCACUCAGCAAGGGGCCCAAGUUUUACAUGAUUUGGGAGAGCGAUCACGGAAAGGAAGAAAUGCGAAGAAUUCACGAUCACGUUGUUGCUCCGAAGCGUCCACUGCCGGGUCACGCCGAAUCGUACAAUCCUCCCCCGGAAUACCUGUUUAACGAACAAGAACUGUCGGAAUGGAAUAGCCAUGAGGAAGAACCAUGGAAGAGGAAGCUCCAUUACGUUCCCCAAAAGUUCAACUCUCUCCGGGAGGUUCCGUAUUACGAUAAGUACAUCCGGGAACGAUUCUUGCGUUGUUUGGACUUGUAUUUGUGCCCUCGCGGAAAACGAACCAGAGUCACAGUGGGACCAGAGUAUUUGAUUCCCAAACUGCCAUCACCUAAGGAUCUGCAGCCUUUCCCGACUUUGCAAAAUCUUAUCUACAAGGGACACACUGACAUGAUUCGUUCUGUCAGCAUCGAACCAAAAGGAGAAUAUUUGGUUACCGGUUCGGAUGAUCAGACCGUUAAAAUUUGGGAAGUCUCGACGGCCCGUUGCAUUCGCACAAUUCCGACAGGCGAUGUGGUGCGCUCAGUUGCCUGGUGUCCAAACAGCAAAAUUUCGCUCAUUGCCGUUGCCAGCGGAAAACGUGUUCUGCUCAUCAAUCCCCAGGUGGGAGACAGCCUGCUGGUAAAGAAGACGGACGACCUUCUCGCGGAAGCUCCCAAAUCCGAAACCGUGGACAAUGAGCGAAUUACUACGGCUGUCCAGUGGGUGGAUUUCACCGAAGAGGAACGCAAAUCCGGCGUACGAAUUGUGAUCAAUCACUUCAAGGAAAUCAAGCAAGUUACCUGGCACGGACGAGGAGAUUACUUCGCCACCGUGAUGCCUGAAGCCGCUAAUCGUUCGGUACUGAUCCAUCAACUGUCGAAGCGUCGGUCCCAGUUUCCAUUCUCCAAGAGCAAGGGUUUGAUUCAAUGUGUGCUCUUCCAUCCGGUGAAGCCUUGUUUGUUCGUUGCGACACAACGCCACGUCCGAGUGUACGAUUUGGUCAAGCAAGAGUUGCUGAAGAAGCUGUUCCCCAGCUGCAAAUGGAUUUCGAGCAUGGCCAUCCACCCCAAGGGCGACAAUUUGCUGGUGGCCACCUACGAGAAAAAGAUGAUGUGGUUUGAUCUGGAUCUGUCGACGCGUCCCUAUCAGCAGCUGAAGCUACACCACUCUGCCAUCCGGAACGUUGCCUUCCAUCUGCGUUAUCCGUUGUUCGCUUCGGCCAGUGACGAUCGCAGCGUGAUUGUGUCCCACGGAAUGGUUUACAAUGACCUGCUGCAGAAUCCGUUGAUUGUUCCUCUGAGGCGACUUGAACACCACGAACGUGUUAAUGAUUUUGGCGCUUUUGAUGUGGUGUUCCAUCCAACGCAACCGUGGCUCUUUUCUUCGGGAGCAGACAACACCGUGCGGCUGUACACGUAGGUAAGCAGUACCGAAGGGUACUAUUUGAUUAUCAUUUAUGUUAGCAUAAAACAUGCUUAUUUUCAAUUAAAGUAAUAUGUAAAAAAUA